Molecule: messenger RNA, 1557 nt
Organism: Amoebophrya sp. A25
Lineage: Eukaryota; Dinophyceae; Syndiniales; Amoebophryaceae
Source: the annotation of a GenBank genome assembly
GAGGCGAAUAUGCGUGCGCGUUUUCGGGUUUUUAAAACGAAGCUUGCCCAGAAUAAUCGUUAUACUCUGUUGGCAAAGUUCUGUGUCCGAGAACUUCGACUACGAUACGAGAUGCUGGACGAGGGUGAUGUAGAUGGGUUUGAUUCGCGUGUUGCGCAGGCGAUAACUGCAACGCAGGAAGAAGAGGAGCAGCAUCAGCAAUCUCUGGAUGUAGUAAACGACGAACAUCUUGACGGAGAUGGAGACGCGAGAAUCCCGCAGUCACGACGUACUUGCGGAAAGCGAAAACGUUUGACGAAGUUGUCCACUGUUUCCAUUCCUGAAGCGGCUAAGCAGAAUAAGAUGUCUGCUGGGGAGUACGCUUUGUGGGUUGCGGGUGGUGCGAAAAGUGGAACUGCUACCGCUAAAGGGAUGCUACUUUCACGUGCGGCAGGGGAUGUUGUUGAAGACUUGGGGAAUGCAGGGGAGAAGCGUGUCAAGAUUGAAGAGGUUGAUGGAAGGAAGUACUUGAGUCCGAACGUUGCUGGCGCUUUACUCAAUGAAGAUGACGAAAAGGAGGCACUAAUAGCGGAGGCCUUUAAUACGGCGUGUCUUGUUGGCGGAUGCCAGGGCGAUGAUUCUGACGAGAAUGAAGAAGAAGAUUACGCCAUGCGGGUCAAGUCCGCGUACAACCACAAGGCAGCUCGUCGGGUUUGGGUAACGAGAGCAGAGAGGACCUACGCCCGCAUCGUGCGGCUGUGCAGACAUGUUGGUAAUAGGUUGUGGGCGGACCGCCGGUCUUACAGGCAACAUGCGGAUGAGGUAGCACAAAAUGCAGACGAGGCCGAAGCUUGGGGCAGCUUCAUCGAUGACGUUAUGGCGGGAGUGGGAUCCGGCGAACAGAUGGAAGGUAAAGAACUAGACCGAGGCGCAGAUGAUAAACGCAAAAAUAAAGAAGCUGCUCUUCCUCCUGCAACAUCCACAUCGACUUCUACGCCCGUAGCUGGAGCAACAACUAAUAGUUUAGGACUGGGCGGACUUCCUCAGCUUCGCGAGCGUGGAAAUCUAGAUGAGCAUGCACAGGCGCACCAAGAGUAUCUACAGUUGUUACCGGUGGGCAUCCGGAAGGACCCUGGGCAAGCAUUCAACAGACUUCCAACUCUAGCCACAAGGACGACGUCUGAUGCUACUUCCGACGAAGCGCGAAAGAUCUUGAACACUGAAUUUUUACAGUGUCGGGCACUUGAUCCUUUGGCCAGAAGAAAACUAAAAGCGCAGGAGAAGGAGAUGGAAGUGAAGGAUUUACUUGCUGAACCAGACGACGACGAUUAUGAGCUUUUACGCGAGGAGAAGCGAACUCAUGAAGUCAAAGGGUGCCGAGGCCUUCGAAAUCGUCUCUGCUAUAACUACACAGUGGCAACACCAUGCGAGUGCUCCGGUGGGCACAUGAAUAUGCUGCAGCAUGUGUACAAGCAGGCAGAGGACUGCUCCGUACCUUUACCCGGAGUUGGAGCAUCAGAAAUUGGCGCGCAGCCGUUUAAGCUGCUGCACGUUUGGGGAUCUGAUUCUGGUUCUGAU